Aspergillus chevalieri is the source of this 1992-nucleotide messenger RNA. RefSeq lists its product as uncharacterized. NCBI's taxonomy places the organism in Eukaryota, Fungi, Ascomycota, Eurotiomycetes, Eurotiales, Aspergillaceae. The coding region runs from base 1 to 1992 and encodes 663 amino acids. The record is from RefSeq and is a predicted model, not a curated record. The transcript has 6 exons.
AUGCUUAUCAUGGAUUCAAAUUUCUCUUCACCACCGUCACAGUCCUUCUUUCCCCCUCCAUCUUCUUCACCUUCACCUCCUCUCUCAGUGUCGUCUACGUUACCCUCUGCCACACGACGGCAAUACACUGCACUCAUCAUGCUAGGUCCAUGUACCUAUGAGCGUGGCAAUUACAGGUGUCAAUGCACCCAAGGAAUAGUCCCUGGGGUCAACACCUCAAAUCUCAAUGAUGCUCAGACCUGUGAUACAUGCUUGCAUCCAAUAGCCAUGCACCUUGACUAUGCUCCUCCAGGCCCUUCUGCUCCCAGCACUGCUACUGCUCUUGCUCCCUCCAGCAGCGCCUCUUCUAGCAACAUUCCAUCGAAGAUAACUGAACCUUACAAUCUUUCAAGUUGGAUUUAUCCGCGGACGAAAUUGGUCAAUGAGUUGAUACAUCGACUUCAUUACUAUCAUAUCAUUCGAGUGCGCGGCACGCCAGCUUCCGGGAAAACAACUGUGAUGAACCUUGUGGUCAAUCAGCUGCUUGAGAACUAUGGCAAGGAAAAGCCUAUUCAUGUUCUUACAGAUUGGAAUGAGAGCAAAGUUGAUGGAAAAGGCGGCUGGGGUGCAUAUUUAAAGCACAAGACAGGCGUUCAUGGUAAUCAGUGGCUCACCUACCCCGCCUAUCUGGUUAUAGAUGAGGCACAAGUGUCGUAUUGGGAUGCCGAACUUUGGACAGAUUUCUUCAAACGUAUUGUGCCCCUUGUCAGCCCAUACAUCCUACUUUUCACAUCAUACGGCUCGCCAGGUCGGGGCUUUGUGGGCUUCAGCGAGAAAAGGCAUACUCAAACACCCUUGAUAUUUGCCCCUGAACAGCAGAUAUCACUACGAGCUGAUGAGAAUAUCAGAUAUUACGACCCGUGGCGAGCAGAUUUAUCAUUGACGCCAGUUGGCCUGCUACUUGACCAAGAUGAAGCAUUGGAAGUGGUGACAUUAAUCACAAAACAUAUGCAGCCACGUCCAUCUUUGACAGAAGACCUGAAGAAGGGACUGGCUUUGUUCAGUGGUGGGCAUAUAGGAUUACUCGAAAGUCUGCUACGUGCCCUACAUGGUGUAUCAGAUAUUUAUGACCAUGUGCGGAAAGGCAGGAUGCUUUAUUGGAAGACCGUGGCUAGAGCUCUCUUUGGUCGACCUCGAGCGCUCUUUGGACGCCUUUCCGGCCAGCCAUUUGCUAGGGGCUUGCCUAGACCCGAUCAAGUACAGUCAAGUGAUGCAAUCAGAGUUUUUAGAAGGGCUAUUCUUCGCGAUGGUGUCUUUAGGUCUGAAGCCGAAAAGAAAGAUCGGGGAUUUCAACAAGCUCUUGAAAAUAUUUGUCGCAAUGGAUGGCUGCAUGAAGAAAAAUUAGGUCGGGAUUCUCACUAUGUAUUUGCCAGUCGAGUACACUGGUGGUAUUGUAACAUGCUCUACAUGGCUACAGAGUGUGACAAUGAGAUCAAACACAGUACACCACUUGAUCUCGCAAUUGAUGCUAUCAGGCAUUUCAGACCCUCUCAGCUGGCAGAUGCUCCCCGCUCAAGUACAACUCCUGCUGAAGAUCAAUAUCAAAAAGAAUUUUAUCGCUGCCUAAUACCAAUACUCAGCGGCCAUCUUAUACUGUCCCCAGAGUUUGGGAUUGGGGAAGCCACCAAAGGUGGUGGGAUGAUUGAUUUCUUCAUUGAACAGAAGAAUUGGGGCUUCGAGCUUUUAAGGGACCGUGAUCGCCUGGUAGAACAUAUGAAACGGUUUGAACCUGACGGGCAGUACUACAGCAUGAUAAAAUCUGGGGAAAUGAAAGAGUACAUUGUCUUGGACUUCAGAAUUUCACAGCCGACAAAAGCCCGUCCAGAAUAUGCGCACCGUCUUUACCACGUUGUUUUCUCUGAACGGUACCGACAAGUCGAUAUUCUUGAAGGGGGUACCCUCAGCAGUGUAAGCUCCUUUACUUUGCUAGAGAACCCUGACCCUCUAGAUUGA